UUUCUUAAAUCAUUAAAGAAAAUCGAAAAGGAAACAAAAAUAGUUGAAAAAUAGAGCAAUGAACAUAAAUGUCUGAAUAGAUAUAUAACACACAAGCUUCUACCUUAAUCAUCAUUAUUAUCAUCACUCUAGAAAACUUGAGACAUAGCUAUACGGAAAAGAGAUGGCUACCAUUUGGUUUCUCUCAUCAGUUAUCUUUCUCACAUGUCUUCUCCUCGCCGCCUUCAAACGCAAGAAGCAGCAACGAGGACCACCAUCUCCUCCUGGUUUUCCAAUCAUCGGAAACUUGCACCAGCUAGGAGACUUACCACAUCAAUCUCUAUGGAGACUAUCCAAAAAGUAUGGCCCUGUGAUGUUUUUGAAGCUUGGAAGAGUCCCAACGGUAGUAGUUUCUUCCUCUGAAACAGCUAAACAAGCUUUGAAAAUCCAUGACCUCAAUUGUUGUAGCCGUCCAAGCUUAGCAGGGCCAAGAGAGCUUUCUUACAAUUAUCUGGACAUUGCUUUCUCUCCCUAUGAUGAUUACUGGAAAGAACUAAGGAAGAUGUGCGUGAAAGAACUUUUCAGUCCUAAACGAGUUCGUAUGAUUCAACCUAUCAAGGACGAGGAAGUUAAGAAACUGAUCGAGUCAGUCACGGAAUCAGCUUCUAGUAUAAGUCCGGUUAGCUUGAGCGAGAAGUUUCUUGCUUUAAAUGUAAGUGUAAUAUGCAAGGCAGCCUUUGGUCUGAGUUUCCAGGAAACUGUUCUCAACAAUGACAGAUUCAAUAAGUUAGUCCGCGAGGCCUUUUUGUUCUUGGGGAGCUUCUCUGCCUCUGAUUUUUUUCCAAAUGGCGGCUGGAUCAUCGACCGGCUCACGGGGUUACAAGGAUGGAGAGAGAGGAGUGUUAGAGAUCUCGAUGCUUUCUAUGAACAAAUGUUUGAGUUGCAUAAACAUGGAAACAAAGACAGAGUUGAAGAUUUUGUGGACUUGCUUCUGAGGUUGGAGAAAGAAGAAGCUGUUCUUGGCAAUGACAAGCUCACAAGAAACCAUAUCAAAGCAAUCUUGAUGAACGUUCUUCUUGGAGCCAUUGAUACUUCAGCAAUAACAAUGACAUGGGCAAUGGCAGAACUUAUAAGAAACCCAAGAGUGAUGAAGAAAGUACAAUCCGAAAUCAGAAACCAGAUGGAGAAUAGAUUAGUGAUCACUUUGGAAGACAUAGAUCAGCUCCAUUACUUGAAAAUGGUGAUCAAAGAAACAUGGAGGUUACAUCCUCCAGUACCUCUUCUAGUUCCAAGAGAAGUAAUGUCUGAAUUUGAGAUCGAUGGCUACAAUAUUAAACCCAAGACACUGCUUUACGUGAAUGCAUAUGCCAUUGGGCGUGAUCCUGAUACAUGGAAAGACCCUGAAGUGUUUCUCCCAGAGAGGUUUUUGGAUAACGACAUUGAUGCAAAGGGACAUCACUUUGAGCUGUUACCAUUUGGAAGUGGCAGGAGAAUCUGUCCUGGAAUGUACAUGGGGACAGCAACGGUUGAGUUUGGUCUAGCGAAUAUGUUGUAUCAAUUUGACUGGAAGUUACCAGAAGGCAUGGUGGUGGAAGAUAUCGACAUGGAGGAAGCUCCUGGCCUCGCUGUGGGAAAGAAAAAGGAGCUUCUACUUGUUCCUGUUAAGUAUUGAGAAACAUUGUUCACUUGAAACUAUAUAAGUUCUUUAUGAGACUGAAAAUAAUACCUAGCAAUGAUUGUAUAAAAAAAUUCUCUAAGAUCCUUCAUAUAAAUAUAUCAGUGAUAAUAUUCUGAAAUAUAUCUCUUACUAGUAUUAUGGCCCCUGCUAUGCAGGGGCAGAAUUAUUGCCAAAAUUAUUGUAAAAAAU
This is a messenger RNA of Eruca vesicaria subsp. sativa (arugula), 1846 nucleotides long. The record is from the annotation of a GenBank genome assembly. NCBI's taxonomy places the organism in Eukaryota, Viridiplantae, Streptophyta, Magnoliopsida, Brassicales, Brassicaceae.